AUGGCGGACGGCGCAGAUAUGUUCGCUCCGGAGAAGCUCCUGCGGGAGCUCGAGGAGGCGGUGUCGUGCCCUAUGUGCAAGGGGCCCUUCUGUACGCCACUAGUGCUGCGCUGCGGCCACAGCUUCUGCUCCGGCUGCAUCCGGCGCUUCAUUCAGCACGAGCAGAGCCGCGCGUGCUGCCCGCAGUGCCGGCAGGAGACCGACGAGGAGUCCUUCGUCGUCAACACGUGCCUCGCCGCCGUCGUGCGCGCCCUCGGCGCCGCACGCACCAACAUCGCAGCUGCCUGCGCCGCAGCCGCGACCACCCCCGCGCGCUCGCGCAAGCGCAAGCAGCGCCCCAGCAGCGGCGGCACCGGGUCCAGGCAGCCCGCGGACGCGCCGGAGCGCGCGCGCAAGCAACCCACGCGCGCUGCAGCACGAAACGCAGCGGACAAGGUUUACCUCGAGGUCUCUUCCGGCGACGAGGAGGCCGCGCCGUCGGGCGAGAGCGCCGGGGCCGGCCGUGGGCGCGCGUCGGAGCGCGAGAGCGGCGGCAACAGCGGCGAGGAGGAGGAGGACGAUGAAGACAGCGCGGUGAUCGUAGGUGGCGGUGGGAGCAACGCGCCUCCGCCGCCGAAGGGGUUCGUUGCGUGUCCGAUGUGCGGGAUGUCGGUGCGCGUGGGGCUGAUCAACACGCACGUCGAUACGUGCCUCGAGAAGCAGGGCGGCGGCGGCGGCGCGGGUGCGGCGCACGUCGAGCACGCGGUGGCGGCGAAGCCGCGGGCGGCGCACCGCGGGACGGCGCUGGCGAAGGUGCCGAAGCGGAACUUCGCGCUGGACAAGGAGGCGAGCUUGCGGGCGGCGCUCGGGCGGUACGGGCUGUCGACGGACGGAAAGAAGCCAGUGUUGGUGGCCAGAUACAACGAGUACCGGGUGCGGGUGCAGACGGCGAUGGACGCCGGCGCGGACAAGACGAUGGAGGAGGUGGCGGCGGAGGUGAACCGCGCGGACAAGAGCAGGGGCCGCGCCGGGCCGGGGCGCGGUUUGUUUGGCGCGGGGGGUGUUGCGGGGCCUGACGUUGCGGCGCGAAGCGCGGAGGCCGGCGCGAAGCAUGGCGGGAAGAGCAGUGGAUCCGGGAGCAAGGUGACGGCGUUCGGAGCGCUGGUGGCCCGGACGAUCGCCCGCGACAACCUGGUGUCAAUGCGAGCUCGCGUCGAGGAGGUGUGCACUGCGCAGCGUGCCGCUGGCGACGUGGCUGCGGCGGCGAAGCGCGCGUACAUGAUGGGGCGCCCCGGCGACGUCGACGGCGAGGAGUGGCUCGACCACUAUCUCACGGGGGCGCGCGAGAGUCCGGGCGAGCCCCCCGCGGCGUGGAGAGGCCGACAGAGAAGCACGGGGUCUGACUCAGGGGGGGGAGUCGUCAAGUUCGGGCCCGUCGAGGACGAGGAGGAGCUGUUCGAGGAGGGGGUCGUGCUGAGCCAGGUGACCGCGAUGGAGCGAGGGCUCUCGCAGGGAGCGAGCUGA
This is a messenger RNA of Pedinophyceae sp. YPF-701, 1503 nucleotides long. NCBI's taxonomy places the organism in Eukaryota, Viridiplantae, Chlorophyta, Pedinophyceae. The record is from the annotation of a GenBank genome assembly.